Messenger RNA from Paramecium octaurelia, 237 nucleotides. The record is from the annotation of a GenBank genome assembly. NCBI's taxonomy places the organism in Eukaryota, Ciliophora, Oligohymenophorea, Peniculida, Parameciidae.
AUGGCAAUUCGAUUCAUAAAUUGCUAAUUUAUAAAAGAAGCAUAGCAAGUCUAAAAAAGAACAAAGAAUUAUUAGAUGGAGAAGUCAUAGGAAUUAAGCUCAGAUAUUUACAAAAUCAACAACUAAUUCUUAUGCUAAAUUAUUAAAUAAAUUAAAUAGGAAAUUAUUUUUAAUUUAUAAUUCAAUGAAGUAUUUUAUUCAUUAAUAAGAGAUAUUUCUCUCUAAAUUCCUGUUUGA